Messenger RNA from Saccharomycodes ludwigii, 1773 nucleotides. Its product is annotated as helix-turn-helix transcriptional regulator. Bases 1 to 1773 code for a protein of 590 amino acids. The record is from RefSeq and is a predicted model, not a curated record. The transcript has a single exon. NCBI's taxonomy places the organism in Eukaryota, Fungi, Ascomycota, Saccharomycetes, Saccharomycodales, Saccharomycodaceae.
AUGGAUGCAUCAGUAAAUGAAGAAUCCGUUCAGACUGCUAUUAGUGGGUUUAUAGUAAACUUAUGUCUACUUAUAAACCAUUCCAUAAAUUUUAGUCCUGAAUUAAUUAAAAGAGAUGAACAAUUCGAUCAAUCAAAAAGACAAUAUCUUCUGCCCAUGCUGGUGUCAGAUCCAUUAAAAUUAUCCGGUGGUUGUUUGCCCAAAUUUGUUAUCCAAUCAUACAAACAAACUUUAAAUAAAUUAGAUAUUGAGAUAGACGACACAAAUAACUAUCAUUAUUUAAACAAUGACUACACCAAAAAAUUUUAUAUGAACAGGACAUUAUCCAUGUUGGAAUACAACAGAUUGAAUAAAGUGGUGGAAAUAUGCUUUUACAAUCUUUACAUGUGUGUUCUAAGGUUUAAAGAAGUGGAACAGUAUAAUAAAGACAAGUAUUUAAGCAUUAGUAAGCUUUUUAAUACAUCUUUCACCACCACUGAGGUUCUUAGCAACUCUUCUGUGGUGAAUUUCAAAACAAAGAAUUGGAGUACAAAUAACACUUGGAAGGAGAUUUUCCAAGAACAUUUAUUUUUGACUGAAAACAGAUUUUCUCGCAUAUUUAAAUCCUUUGUUGGAAUAACUUUUAAGGAAUAUGAAACCUUUUGUUUCAAAACGCUUGAAGUAAACUUUAGAGUUUUAAAAGAUUGUAUUGAUAUAGUUUCCAGUGUAGGUAACGAAAUUGAUCAUAAUAUUUGGAAAAACUUAGCAUACAAACUUUUGAACAAUAUUAAUUGUGAUAACAGAAAAAACAGCAGCGUUUGUAUGACCACAAAUAGUGGUAAUGUUACUAUCGCCAAAAAUGCGUGGAAUAUUUUUCCAAUUAACCCAGAGUUCUUAGAGGCGGUGAAAUUUACAAACAGCAAUAUAGAUGCUGCGGAUACUUGUAAAAUUUUAUUACCACAAUCUUUUUCCUUACAGAAUUAUAGCAGCUCGAAUGGUAGAGAGAAUAGAAAAAACACAAAAGUAAGAAAACAAUUGCUAGCUAAAAAAAUACCGAAAUUAGAACCAGGAUUAGUUAAAAAAUGCAAUUAUUAUUUAUUGGGACUGGUGAAUACUAAAAGUGUAGAUGGUAUAAAGAGUGAGCACAUGCAGACACUCAAUCCCAGUCUUGAACCAUGCUAUCCUGAACAUUGCAACAGCAAUAAGUCGCUGGCGACUGUUUAUACCAGUAAAAAUAGUGUUGAUUCUUGUACAGAGAAUCAAAGUGUGCAUUUAUUUAAAAUUCCCAAUAGUGGUAUGAACAAUGAUAAUGAUGGUAAAUUAAAAGAGUUGUUGAUCUCUGAAAAACACAUGUCAGAUAAUUAUACCACCGCAAAUUUUGUUUUGCCAAACGAAACUUUGCUAGCCAACGGUAUUUACACAAAAGAUGCAACAAGCAACGCGACGAAAAUCGAUACUAAUUACCAUAAGAGCGAUGACAAUAUUACUACUAUUCUAAAUAAUAACAAUCAAAAACAACAUAAUUCAAGUUUCCAAGCUGCUUACAAGGCAUUUUGUUUAGAUUAUACAAUGGAAGCGUUAUAUCUCUAUCAUUAUGACACUACUUAUAAUCAUACUAACUAUAAAAAAACUACACCAUCUGCCAAGAGGCAUAACUUGAUAGAUAGGACAGAAGCACCUUUAACUGUAACCCCUGAUAAUGAGCCUGAUUCAGCUUUUUCUGAGAAUAAGACUUCAUCUGAUAUAAUCCGAGAAAUGUUAUUUUAUGAAGAAAAGCAAGAGCAAAAUAAUUAG